AUGGCUGGUGAAGGACAUGGUGACAAGCAUGUUCGACGUACUCUGGAGGAUUAUGCUUCAUUCUCCACCCCUCUUAAUUUCAGCAGCAUCGCACGUCCUAUGGUGAAUGCUGCCAACAUGGAGAUGAAGCCAGCUUUGAUUCAUUUAGUCCAGAGUAACCAGUUUCAUGGCCAUUCACAUGAGAAUCCAUACACCCAUUUGGCUACUUUCUUGGAGAUCUAUAACACAGUGAAGAUUCACCAAGUGCUAGAUGAGGCCAUCAGAUUGAGUCUUUUCCCUUUCUCUUUGGCUGGGAAUGCUAAGGUUUGGUUGAACUCCUUUCCUGAGAAUAGUUUGACUGACUGGGAGGAUGUUGUAGCCAAAUUCUUGAACAAGUACUUUCCACAAUCAAAGGUCAAUAAAGGGAAGCAAGAAAUCUCAUCCUUUCAACAAGAAGAUUCUGAGUCAUUGAGCCAAACAUGGGAUAGGUUCAAAGGCUUGUUACGAAGAACCCCUACUCAUGGUUUUGACAUGCCUACGCAACUUCCUCUAUUCCUUGGAGGAUUGCAAUCUCAUACUAAAUUGAUGUUGGAUGCCUUAGCUGGAGGCAAUAUCAAGUGGAAGACACCUGAGGAAGCCCAUGAAAUGAUUGAGAAUAUGGCAUCUAAUGAUAAUGAAACACAGAAUGAGAGGGCCACUUCACAGAAGAAAGGAGGUAUGCUAGAGCUUCAGUCUCAGGAUGCAAUAUUGGCUCAGAACAAAAUAAUGACUCAACAACUUGAAUCAGUAAUGAAGAAGCUUUCUCAAUUGCCUAAGGAACUUCAGAAUGUCUCUCAGGCUCAACACCAACAAGCUGUGCAAGGAUGUGAGUUGUGUGGUGGAGAUCAUCCAAAUGGGCAGUGUGUCAUGAAGACCAAUUCUCAGGAAGAGGUUAACUACAUGGGAAACCAAGGCCGUCAGGGUAAUUAUGGUAACUACAACCAAGGUUGGAAGCCUCACCUAAGCAUGGGCCAACCUGGACCUUCUAACAGACCUCUACCUCAAUCCCAACCAUCUUUGAAUGAUAGGACCACUAAACUUAAGGAAGCAAUGCAACAGUUUGUGCAAGUGUCUAUUUCCAAUCAAAAGAGCACGGAGGCAUCUCUCCGUAACUUGGAAAUGCAAAUUGGGCAACUUGCUAAGAAGUUGGAGGACAAGCCAGAGAAGAACUUUGGGGCUAAUACUGAGGUUAACCCCAAGGAGUAG
This is a messenger RNA of Vigna unguiculata (cowpea), 1224 nucleotides long. RefSeq lists its product as uncharacterized. The record is from RefSeq and is a predicted model, not a curated record. NCBI's taxonomy places the organism in Eukaryota, Viridiplantae, Streptophyta, Magnoliopsida, Fabales, Fabaceae.